AUGGAUGCCGAUGUCGAUACGAUCGAUAUCGAUGAUGAUGAUGAUGAUGACAAUACUGGUAUAUUCAGCAUCGCCAAUGACUGCCACAGUGAGGACGAUGACGCCCUCACUGGUGAAAAAGACAGCGUUCUUUCAGUAGUGCACACGAAGCGCACUGCUGUUAACAAGGACGAAACAGCAUAG
Messenger RNA from Peronospora matthiolae, 183 nucleotides. Lineage: Eukaryota; Oomycota; Peronosporomycetes; Peronosporales; Peronosporaceae. The record is from the annotation of a GenBank genome assembly.